Trachymyrmex cornetzi is the source of this 513-nucleotide messenger RNA. RefSeq names its product putative nuclease HARBI1. The transcript is spliced from 2 exons. Bases 1 to 513 code for a protein of 170 amino acids. The record is from RefSeq and is a predicted model, not a curated record. Lineage: Eukaryota; Metazoa; Arthropoda; Insecta; Hymenoptera; Formicidae.
AUGACACCGUUACAGCUGAUCGCUACAAACAGGAUUCCAGCAAAGAUCCAUGAUUCGCGAGUUUUAAAGUUAUCAGACAUCAAUGAUGAUUUACAACGAAUCUGUGAAGGAAAAUUUCAUAUAUUGGGUGAUGCAGCAUACCCAAUUAGGGAAUGGCUAAUGACUCCUUAUAGGGAUUAUGGAAAUCUGUCCGAGAAACAGCGGAAAUUUAAUAAACAAUUUUGUGUAACUCGAGUAUUAAUCGAGAAUGCGUUCAGGCUCUUGAAGACUCGUUUUCAACAACUUACUGAAUUAGAUCUUCAUAGCGUUGAUAAGAUAUCUAAAUUCAUAAUUUCUUGUUGCGUCUUGCAUAAUUUAUGUAUUGACAACGACGAUGACUUUACCUUCGAUAUUGAUGUACCCUCAUCAUCAGAUAAUGAAGAAUAUAAUGAAAAUGAAGGAGAGCAGGAAGCUUUACUCCGGAGAUUAGGAGAAAUGAAAAGGAAUCUGUUGUUAAAUAUACUUUUCCCAUGA